Molecule: messenger RNA, 2469 nt
Organism: Hippopotamus amphibius kiboko
Lineage: Eukaryota; Metazoa; Chordata; Mammalia; Artiodactyla; Hippopotamidae
Product: zinc finger protein 177-like
Exons: 9
Coding region: 675-2252 (525 amino acids)
Biological process (GO): negative regulation of transcription by RNA polymerase II
Cellular component (GO): nucleus
Molecular function (GO): RNA polymerase II transcription regulatory region sequence-specific DNA binding; DNA-binding transcription repressor activity, RNA polymerase II-specific
Source: RefSeq, a predicted model, not a curated record
AAGAAACACCAAAGAGGAGGCUUGAGGUCCGAAGACGCUGGCCUCGCGCGCUGACGUGGCAGCCCCGGCCUCCCGCCGGCACUCUUGGGCGACGGCCCUUUCCCCGAAGAGCCCGGGCCCGCUUGGCCGGCUGGGGUGCCGGCGGCUGCUCUGGGAGGAGGCGGGUCGGCCAGGCCUUUUCUCCAUCCGCGGUGCUCCCGAUUUUAAAAGCCUCCAGAACAAUCUUUGGGUCCUUUCUCCACAAGGAAAAGGAGUAGCAUCUCUGUCGUUCUCGUCACGGUGACUCCGGCCCCAGUGGCCCCCGGGCCCCGAGAGAUGGCUAAUGAAUGAUGCUUGAUGACAGAUAAAUAAUGCCUACUGCUUAAAGAUUGAUGGUAUGAAGCAAGACUUCCACUACUACUUAAUCAAGAGGAAUUGAGAUUGACUUAUCCACUGAAUUCAGACACUGUCUUGAAGAGACUUCAGGAAUAAGACGUGUUAAGGCAGAUUUCACUAUCAAAUUCACAGGAUGCCAACGACUGAUCUUUUCCCUUGUGGGUUGUCUUUUUCAAGACUUUUUCUGUCUUCAUAAGUCAGAAGGGGAAAGGAUUGUGACUGGGUAUCUGACAAAUUAUUUUCAGAUUGGGAAAUUUGUCUUAAUACCAGAUGGUCAGCACCUCAGUGGAAUACUUUGGAUGGGAAAAAAAUCCAAUGUGGUGGAAAUGGUGUGCACGCUCAGAACUCUGCCUGGUCAGGAGGGAGACUCAAGAGGAAGAAUGGCUACAGGAUUGCCAACAACCUGGUCACAAAGUCAGAGAUGGUCCUUGGCUGAACCUGCAUGUACAUAUGAUGUUUUAGGACUCAGUGACCUUCGAGGAAGUGGCGGUGGACUUCUCACAGGAGGAAUGGGCACUGCUGGACUCUGCUCAGAAAAUCCUGUACAGAGACGUAAUGCUGGAGAACUACAGGAACUUGGCCUCAGGUAUCAUCUCUACAAACACAGUCUGAUCACUGAGGUGGAGCAGGAAGAGCUGAGGCCAGAGGGGAGAGGAAUUCUCCAAGAUGCUUAUACAGACUGGGAUACUCAACUUAAAUCAAAAGAUGCAAUUCUUAUGCAGAAUGUUCCUGGGAGAAAAACUUCUGAUGGCACAAAAAUGGCAUCAAUUCACCCUGGUGAGAAACCACUGGAAUUUAAUCAUUGUGGAAAAUUCUUCAGAAAGAACUGUCACCUUAUUUGUAUAAGAUAUUGCAAGGGAGAGGAAAACUACAAAUAUAAAGAAUAUGGGCAAGACUUUGACCAUCCCUCAACUCUUAGGAGCCAUGUGAGUAAUCACACUGAAGAGAAAAUUCUUGAAUUUAAUUAUUGUGGAAAAACUUUCAAUCAAGAGUCAUCCCUUAGGAAACAAUUAAGAACUAUCACGGGAGAGAAAUCUUCUGAGGGUAAUCAACAUCUUAUGUCCUUCAACUUACACUCUUCCUUUUCAUUACAUGAACAAAUACCUACUGGAGAGAAACUCUGUGAAUGCAGUGACUAUGGAAAAAGAUCUUCCCUUAGUGUCCACAAAAAAAUGUGUAUUGUAGAGGAAAGUUCAAAAUGUAACAAACAUCAUGGGAAAGUUUUCACUGGUCCCUUGUCCCUUCAGCUAUGUGUGAGACCUCACACUGGAGAGAAACGUUAUGAAUGUAGUGAUUGUGGGAAAGCCUUUGUUUUUCAGUCAUCCCUUAAGAAACAUGUGAGAUCACACACUGGAGAGAAACCUUACAAGUGUAAUCAUUGUGGAAAAUCCUUCAGCCAGAGCUCUCAUCUUAAUGUGCACAAAAGAACUCACACUGGAGAGAAACCCUACGACUGUAAGGAAUGUGGCAAGGCUUUCACUGUUCCUUCAUCCCUUCAAAAACAUAUGAGAACCCACACUGGAGAGAAACCCUAUGAAUGCAGUGACUGUGGGAAAGCCUUUAUUGAUCAGUCAUCCCUUAAGAAACAUACACGAUCUCACACUGGAGAGAAACCUUAUGAGUGUAAUCAGUGUGGAAAAUCCUUUAGCACAGGCUCUUAUCUUAUUGUGCACAAGAGAACUCACACUGGAGAGAAAACCUAUGAGUGUAAAGAAUGUGGGAAGGCCUUUAGGAAUUCCUCUUGCCUAAGGGUACAUUUGAGAACUCACACAGGAGAGAAGCCCUAUAAAUGUAUUCAGUGUGGAAAAGCAUUCAGCACCAGCACUAACCUUAUAAUGCACAAGCGAAUACAUGCUGGGCAGAAAGUCUAUGAAUAAAAUGACUACAGACUAGCCUUAAGGGGUCCUUCACAUCUCACUCCUCAUUUUAAAAUGCACUCUGGAGAGAAGCCCUAUUGUGACCAAUUUAGAAAGCCUUCAGGCACAACUCUUGAGUUGUGUUAUACUGGGACCAACCUUAUAAAUGUUGUGGUUCCAUGACUGUAAUUAUCAGUGAGUGUUUGAAGUGCAACAACUCAUCAGAUUAUAUAACCCU